GCUGCGAGUUCGCCAACUCGCACGUCGACCUCAGCGUGCGCAAAUGCGCCGAUGACCUUUCGAGGGCCCACCUGUGCCCCGACGCCGAGUUAUCAGCGUGCAAGAGGCAGUGCUCCGACAGUAUCCUCAGCAAUGAGCUCCACGAGAUCGCCCCCCAGCAGAACGAAGGGAAGAAAGCUGUCCCACCCGCCUUCAUUGGCAGGGGGGCACACCGCCACGCGCGUUCACUACACUACAGCAGGAUCAAGAUCGACGGCGUAGCGAAUCAUGCCGCGACCUUUCUCGGCUCCGUGAUGAGAGCCAAUGGCCUCAACAACG
Molecule: messenger RNA, 318 nt
Organism: Prorocentrum cordatum
Lineage: Eukaryota; Dinophyceae; Prorocentrales; Prorocentraceae
Source: the annotation of a GenBank genome assembly